AGUGGUAUUACUAUUAACCCGAUAAUAACAAUAAUAAUAAUGAUGAUGAAAAAAAAAAAGAAGAAGAGCCAAAAAGCCACAAUAGAUUUUAGCUUGGGGACACUCAUCUGUUCAUGGUUGGCUUAAUCACAACAGAAUCAGAACCUUCUUCCUUCGAUUUAGCUUUAAUUCCGGGAUACUACUAAACCCAUUUAAAAUCCCUAAUCUUUUGUUUCUUUAAUCCUUCCAGCACUAUCGUAGAUGACAUUUUAUCUUGGUUUCUUGGGAAAAUUCUCUCUUCAGACAGUCUAAUUUCUCUAUUUCGCUGUCUCUCACGCAUCUUCUUCUUCAUCACCAAAUUUAACGCCUCCUCAUCACUCAAUAUGCUGUUGGGUGAGAAAUUCUAGAGGAGGAAGAAGUCGAAUAUUGGAUUCAUUGGAUUCAAAUCUUGAUUCUUUUUAUGUUCUUUUGUACUGGGUUCUCUGGAAUAGGAGCUCAUAGUGCUAUCCAGGGUUCAUUGGGUAUUCAAUUCAACAACGGGUACUUGUUUUUGAUGAACAAAUAUGGCCUUCAAAUCUAAGAUAAAAUGGGUUGCAGUGUUUGUGUUGACUUUAUCUUUAGGAUCAAUAUUGAUGCAUCUUUCAAUGACAAAGUUUGCAAGUAUGGAUUUAGUGCAGCAUGGUGCAAUGGAUGCUAUAAGCCAGGAUUUCCCAGUGGUAGUAGGAUCACGGGGUAUUAGAACGAAGAGACUAUGGGGGCCUGUCAAGACUUUGGAAUCUUUGAAGCCAUAUCCAAAUCCAAGAAGCACUUAUCCUGUUCCCAAUCAGAAGAACAAUGGUUUCAUCUUUGCAAAAGUUUUUGGUGGAUUUGAGAAGAUAAAAUCUUCGAUCUGUGAUCUUGUCACCAUAUCCAGGCUUUUAAAUGCUACUCUUGUAAUUCCAGAGAUUCAAGAAACUACUCGCUCAAAAGGCAUCAGUUAUAAAUUCAAGAGCUUUUCCUAUCUCUAUGAUGAGGAGCAGUUCACUGCAUCCCUUAUAAGAGAUAUAAUCAUUGUGAAAAGUCUGCCUGAGAAUUUGAAGGCUGCUAGAAAAAGGAAUGAGUUCCCCACUUUUAAGCCCAAAAGCUCUGCCUCUCCAAAUUUUUAUAUCCAAGUUGUUUUACCGAAAUUAAAGAAAGCCAAAGCUAUUGGAUUGAUUCUUACUGAUGGUGGAUGCCUGCAGUCAAUUCUUCCACCUAGCAUGUCUGAGUUUCAGAGGCUUAGGUGCCGGGUUGGCUUCCAUGCUCUCAAAUUUCGGCCAGAAAUUCAGACCCUUGGUCUCCAGAUGGUGGAGAGGCUACGAGCAUGGGGGCAACCUUUUCUAGCCUAUCAUCCUGGCUUAGUAAGAGACACGUUGGCAUAUCAUGGUUGCGCUGAACUUUUCCAGGAUGUUCAUGCUGAACUAAUACAAUAUCGAAGGGCACAAAUGAUAAAGCAAGGGAUUGUUAAGGGAGAGCUGAGUGUUGACUCACACUUGCACAGAGAAAAUGGUUCAUGUCCCCUCAUGCCUGAAGAGGUUGGACUUCUCAUUCGGGCAAUGGGCUAUCCUCCAAAAACAAUUAUAUAUCUGGCAGGCUCUGAAACUUUUGGUGGUCAACGUGUUCUAAUUCCCCUACGUGCCAGGUUUCCAAACUUAGUGGAUCGGACUUCCUUGUGCAGCAAAGCAGAGUUGUCUGGUUUGGUUGGUCCUGAAACCCCUCUUCCUCCAAAUAUUUUUAAAAUACCAACUGCCAAAAGUGAGAAACAACUUAAAGAGGAGUGGAAUAGGGCUGGUCCCCGUCCUCGACCUCUUCCUCCUCCCCCUGACAGGCCCAUCUAUCAACAUGAAAAAGAAGGCUGGUAUGGUUGGAUUACUGAGAAGGAUGCAGAGCCAGACCCUUCACCUAUGGAUCUUCGAAUGCAAGCGCACCGGUUACUUUGGGAUGCCCUUGAUUAUAUUGUCUCUGUGGAAGCAGAUGCAUUCUUUCCUGGUUUUAACAAUGAUGGUAGUGGAUGGCCAGAUUUCUCAAGCUUGGUCAUUGGACAUAGGCUGUAUGAAACUGCUUCUUCCAUAACAUACCGUCCAGACAGGAAAGUUAUUGCUUCACUGUUCGACAUAACUCGUGAUGAUAUGUACCAUCCAAAGUAUUCUUGGACACUUUCAGUGAGGGAACAUCUCAACAAAAGCUUAAGUGAAGAGGGCCUUAUAAGACAAUCCCAGUUGUCAAAACCGAGGUUGUUUCUAUCACACCCACUUCCUGAAUGCUUGUGUAGAAUUUCACCUGUUGAGGUUACAAAUGAACUAAGAUUUAAUGACCAAGUCUUGUAUGGAGAUGAAGAUGAGUGCCCCAAGUGGAUGCAUUCAAAUGGGGCUGAAGAGGUUAAAAUUGAUGAUGUGGAACUGCUAGAAGACGAUAAUGAUGUGGUUGAGCAGCAGCCAGAAUCUGAUGAAGGCAGCAACAGAGAUAGUUUGACUCAACUACUUGAGCAAGAUGACGAGUGGGAUCCUAAUGACUAGAAUUUGAUUUGAGAAUGAUGCAACAACAUACCAUUUAAUCCACGAGGAAUUCAGUUUCCAGUAACUUUUUCUGGACUAAAAUUUUGGUGACACAGGGUAACAACCUAAAGCCAUUCUUUUAUUUCAGAGUUCCAGUAUAGACUUUUUAGGUUUGUAAAUAGUCAAUUGGUUCCCAGUAGAUUCAAGUAAUCCUUUACUUACACAAACCAAAGAUCAUUUGUAUACCUUCAUACCUUGAUAGCAGAAAGAUUUAUGCAGCAAGAAAUCACAGCUUGCAAUACAAUGCCAAAGUGCCGCUAUUUUAGAGUGGAUUGUUACAGUCACAUCGAUUUGAGAGUGCUGUAAUCUUUCUGGUACUCGAACAUAUGUGCCUCUUUGAACAGCUUUUUGCUGUUAGAAGAGUGUAAAUUUUCAUUGAGAACAACGUCAAUGAGAUAGGUUUUUAGAUUUUUGUUAUUAAUGAGUUCAAUUCUUAUCGCUUCCAUUUUUGGAUUGAUAAAAUUUUUAUGUUAAC
Messenger RNA from Rubroshorea leprosula, 3027 nucleotides. NCBI's taxonomy places the organism in Eukaryota, Viridiplantae, Streptophyta, Magnoliopsida, Malvales, Dipterocarpaceae. The record is from the annotation of a GenBank genome assembly.